This is a messenger RNA of Marmota monax (woodchuck), 2575 nucleotides long. It is a transcript of the gene Slc28a2, whose product is annotated as solute carrier family 28 member 2. The transcript is spliced from 18 exons. Gene Ontology annotation, biological process: retina homeostasis; nucleoside transmembrane transport. NCBI's taxonomy places the organism in Eukaryota, Metazoa, Chordata, Mammalia, Rodentia, Sciuridae. Gene Ontology annotation, cellular component: membrane. The record is from RefSeq and is a predicted model, not a curated record. Gene Ontology annotation, molecular function: nucleoside:sodium symporter activity; purine nucleoside transmembrane transporter activity. The coding region runs from base 240 to 2213 and encodes 657 amino acids.
AGAAAAGAAGAAAAAACCCUACAUAUAUUUAACUUCAGAUUUGCACUCUAUGGGGAGUGAGGGCAGAAACCUUGAAGGAGGGCCUGAGAUUUCAAGAAGGAGGGGCCCUCACAUUUGAAUGAGGGCAGGAAGUCAAACCAACCAAUGGCAAGAAACUGGCCCCACUCUAGCUGAGUUUUCCUUUUAGUCCUUCACUGAAGAGCCAUAAGGAAUUCUACAAGCCAAGUUGAGAACAGGAGAUGGAGAAAGCAAGUGGAACACAGUCCAUUGCUCUGUCCACAGUGGACAAUGGCCUAGAGAAUCCAGGGCUGGAGCUCACGACAGAAGUAAGUCCUAAGGCAACCAAAAGGACUGAAGUGCAAGAUCACAGUUUUGAGGACAGUCUGGAGUCUCCCUCUUACCCAAGGAAGAAUGUACAGACUUUUAUCAAGGCAAGAAGUUUCUGCAGAAGACAUGCCAGCUUGUUCAAGAAGAUCCUGUUGGGCCUGUUGUGUUUGGCUUAUGCUGCCUACUUCUUAGCAGCUUGCAUCCUGGAUUUCCAGAGGGCACUGGCCUUGUUUGUUCUUACCUGUUUAGUGAUCUUUGUCCUGGUUCACAACUUUCUGAAAAAAUUAUUUGGUGAAAAAUUAAUGAGAUGUCUGAAACCCUUUAAAAACUCACGCCUGAGAUUUUGGAUGAAAUGGGUGUUCAGAGGAGCCUGUGUGGUUGGACUUAUCCUAUGGCUGGUUCUAGACACAGCUCAAAGGCCAGAGCAGCUGAUAUCCUUUGCAGGAAUCUGCAUGUUUAUCCUCAUCCUCUUUGUCUGCUCCAAACACCAUAGUGUGGUGUCUUGGAGGACAGUGUUUUGGGGCCUGGGUCUUCAGUUUGUUUUUGGGAUCUUGGUCAUCAGAACUUAUCCUGGAUUUAUUGCAUUUCAAUGGCUGGGAGAUCAAAUACGGAUUUUCCUGAACUACACUGUGGCUGGCUCCAGUUUUGUCUUUGGAGAUACGCUGAUCCAAGAUAUUUUUGCUUUUCAGUCCUUACCAGUCAUCCUUUUCUUUGGAUGUAUGACAUCCAUUCUCUACUAUCUGGGCCUUGUACAAUGGGUAGUUCAGAAGAUCGCCUGGUUUUUGCAGUUCACCAUGAGAACCACCUCUACAGAGACCCUGGUUGUGGCAGGAAACAUCUUUGUGGGGAUGACAGAGGCACCUCUGCUCGUCCGUCCCUACCUCGCAGACAUGACCCUCUCUGAAAUCCACACAAUGAUGACUGGAGGGUUUGCCACCAUUUCGGGCUCUGUGUUGGGAGCCUUCAUAUCCUUUGGGAUUGAUGCUUCGUCCUUGAUUUCUGCCUCUGUGAUGGCCGCCCCUUGUGCUCUUGCCUUGUCCAAGCUGGUAUAUCCAGAAGUGGAAGAGUCCAAGUUCAAGAGUGUGGAGGGGAUGAAACUGCCUCAUGGGAAGGAGAGGAAUAUCCUGGAAGCUGCCAGCAAUGGAGCCACAGAUGCCAUAGGCCUUGUUGCUAAUGUAGCAGCCAACCUGAUUGCCUUUUUAGCGGUAUUGGCCUUCAUCAAUGCUGUCCUCUCCUGGCUGGGGGAAAUGGUGGACAUUCACGGGCUCACUUUCCAGGUCAUCUGCUCCUAUGUCCUGAGGCCCAUGGUUUUCAUGAUGGGUGUAGAGUGGGCAGACUGUUCAAUAGUGGCCGAGAUAGUAGGAAUCAAGUUUUUCAUAAAUGAGUUUGUGGCCUAUCAGCAAUUGUCUCAAUACAAGAACAAACGUCUCUCUGGAGUGGAAGAGUGGAUCGAGGGUGAGAAACAGUGGAUUUCUGUGAGAGGUGAGAUCAUUACAACAUAUUCACUCUGCGGAUUUGCCAAUCUUAGUUCCAUAGGAAUAACACUGGGAGGCUUAACAUCAAUUAUACCCCAUCGGAAGAGUGACCUGUCCAAGAUUGUGAUUAGGGCCCUUUUCACAGGGGCCUGUGUGUCCUUUAUCAGUGCCUGUAUGGCAGGAAUCCUCUAUGUCCCCAGGGGAGCUGAAGCUGACUGUGUUUCCUUCCUAAACACAAGUUUCACCAAUAGAACCUAUGAGACCUAUGUGUGCUGCAGAGAGCUCUUUCAGAGUACUUCUCUGAAUGGCACCAACCCACCUUCUUUUUCCGGUCCCUGGGAAGACACAGAGUUCAGUGCUUCAGCCCUUGCUAACUGCUGUGAACUCUACACCAAUGCCAUCUGUGCCUAAGGCUGAUUGGUCCAUUUCCAUAACAGUUUUGAUCUUAACAGAUGGUGAAGGCUUGCACUCAGGUUUCCCAUUCUAUAAAGAACUCACUAAUAUCUAUAAUAGUAAGUGUAAAAGAUUCAUUUUGGUUCACUAUAUCUCAAUAAUGAAAUUAGCAUUCAUCUUUCCAUUAUUUGGAUGCACCAAAUAAGAAAUUUCUCCUGCCAUCUUCAGUUUUUAUUUGAAAAAAAUUACCAUACAUAAAAAAAAAUCUUGUUCCUUGUUGUCACCUUAAAAAUUGUACAAUGCUGUGUGCUAUAAAAAUGAUUUAGUAUGUGUCAUAGGACAGGGGUUGGGGGAACUAUUUCUUGGAGUUCAGUGGGUGA